GGGCGCCUGCAGCCUCAGGUUUUAGGGAGAGGAGUGGGUGGUAGCCUGCUGCUACGUGGAUUGGAGUGCAGGGCAUCUGAUACCUGCAAAAUGGCUUCUCACCUAGGAGAUACCUCAAGUUUGGAACCCCCCACUGCACCCCUUCUGGAAACUCAAGCACCAUCGGUAACAUCAUGCCUUCUUAGGAGGAAAGCUAACAGAAAGGGGGGGCUGCCGGAGGCCAAGCGGAAAGGACGAGCCAAGCGGUUGAACAAAGAUACGGAGGAUCUAGUCUCGGGCAUGCAGCAGUUGGAUCUUGUGGCAGAAUGCAAGGUAUCAGUUGGGACAGGCCUGGUUUGGGAUGAGCGGAUGACGGAAUUCCACUGCCUAUGGGAUGAGAGUUUCCCUGAGUGCCCAGAACGCUUGAUGGCCAUACGGGAGAAAUUGCUGCAGAGCAAUCUGCUGGAGCGUUGCAUCGCAGUGACGGCUCGAGAAAUCUCGGAGGACGAGAUCCUUUUGGCUCACAGUCAGGAGUAUCUGGCACUAAUGAAAUCCACUGAAACAAUGAGCGAAGCUGAGCUGAGGUCUCUGUCGGAUGCGUAUGAUUCUGUCUACCUUCACCCUAACUCCUACCGCUGUGCCUGCCUCGCUGCUGGCUCUGUCCUGCAACUUGUUGAGAAAGUGCUGGCUGGGGAGCUCCGUAAUGGGCUGGCGUUGGUCAGGCCGCCUGGACACCAUGCACAGCGCAACAAGAUGGAUGGCUACUGUAUGUUCAACAACGUGGGCAUUGCCGCUCAAUACGCCCGGCAGAAGUUGGGGGUGGAGCGGGUGCUUAUUGUUGACUGGGAUGUGCACCACGGACAAGGCACCCAGUACCUCUUUGAGGACAGUCCCAGUGUCCUUUAUUUCUCUGUCCAUCGCUAUGAAGAAGGCAGCUUCUGGCCCCACCUUCCAGAAUCCAACAGUCAUGCUGUGGGCAGAGGCCGGGGAGAGGGGCACAACAUCAAUGUGCCCUGGAACCAGAUAGGAAUGCGAGAUGCUGACUACCUCGCCGCCUUUUUGCAUAUCCUCCUGCCCGUCGCCUUUGAGUUCCAGCCCCAGUUGGUCCUGGUUGCUGCUGGUUUUGACUCAGUAAUCGGUGAUCCCAAGGGGGAGAUGGCUGCUUCCCCAGGCUGCUUUGCUCACCUGACACAUCUGCUGAUGCCGCUGGCUGGAGGCAAGCUGAUUCUGUCCCUGGAGGGCGGGUACAAUCUUCAGUCCUUGGCAGAGGGGACCUGUGCUGCCCUGAAGUCUCUUCUCGGAGAUCCCUGCCCCCUGUUGGAACCUCCCCAUGCCCCGUGUAGCAGUGGCCUCCGCUCGGUGUCUCAGGCUCUUGCAGCUCACUGCAAAUACUGGAAGAAUCUCCGGAGGAUCAGUGCUGAUUUGCCUCAGGAGGGUGAAGGAGAUGCUGGUGUUGCGUUGUCUACAGCCAGCCCUCUUCCAGUGAUGGAAAUCCUACCCAAGCCAGUAACUGAACCAAUGAGACCUCUGCCCCCUGCCCGCACUGGACUGGUCUAUGAUGAGAAGAUGACGGAGCAUUACAAUAUGUGGGACAGCCAGCAUCCAGAGCUGCCCCAGCGGGUCUCCAAGAUCUUCCAGCGCCACGGCGAGUUACGUCUGACCGAGCGCUGCUGCCGCCUCCCAGCCAGACUUGCCUCUGAAGAGGAGUUGCAGAUGUGUCACAGCCCGGCAUACGUAGAGGCAGUGAAGUCAACAGCCACCAUGAAACCCCGUGACCUGCACCGCCAAGGCAGCCAGUACAAUUCCAUCUACAUCUGUGCCAGCUCCUACGAGUGUGCCCGACUGGCAGCGGGUUCUGCAUUCAGUGCAGUAGAAGCAGUGCUUUCUGGGAAGGUCCAAAACGCCGUGGCCAUUGUCCGACCGCCUGGGCACCAUGCUGAAUCAGACGCAGCCUGCGGCUUCUGCUUCUUCAACUCAGUGGCCUUGGCAGCCCGAUACGCACAGCGCCUGGCUGGGCGAACCCUGAGGGUGAUGAUACUGGACUGGGAUGUUCACCACGGCAAUGGGACUCAACACAUGUUUGAAGAUGAUCCUAGCGUCCUGUAUGUUUCUCUCCAUCGCUAUGACAACGGAACCUUUUUCCCCACCUCUGAGGAUGCGGACUACGACCGGGUGGGCCGUGGGCCUGGCGAGGGCUUCACCGUUAAUGUGCCUUGGAACUGUCCCCGCAUGGGAGACUCCGAAUACCUGGCUGCCUUUCACCAGAUUGUCAUGCCUAUCAGUUACGAGUUCAAUCCAGAGCUGGUCCUGGUCUCUGCUGGCUUUGACGCUGCUCGAGGAGACCCGCUGGGCGGAUGCCUUGUGACCCCGGAAUGCUAUGCGCACAUGACUCACCUUCUCCUGGGGCUGGCAGGCGGCAAGGUGGCUCUGGUGCUGGAGGGUGGCUACAACCUCGAGUCAAUCUCUGAGUCCAUGACCAUGUGCACACGGAGCCUUCUGGGGGAUCCACCGCCUGCGCUGGGGAGACUCAAGGCCCCCCAUCCCAGCGCCUUGCAGUCUUUGGCCCGUGUGGCUGUUGUGCACCGCAAGUAUUGGGCAAGCCUCCGCCUAGAAGUGCCUGUUCUUGUGCAGGAGAGGCCCCGGACUCGGGCUGGGAAGGGAACCCCCAUUCCAGGAGACAUCCCUACGGGCAGCACCUCUGAGCAGCUUGCAAGCCCAGUGGCUCAACACAUAGAGGCAGUGGAUGAUGCAGUCAUAGCUUUAAGCUCCCUCCAACUGGAAGAGAACCCCGCAGAAAUGGGCGAGACAGCUUCCAGUUCCCAGUCUCCUGACUCCAGCCCAGAAGACAGGACAAGACAGAAGGACAGGGGCUCUCCUGAAGGGGCGGAGCCAGUAGAGGAUAGCCAGUCAGGAAGCACGACAACAGAGUCUCCUGAAGGGGUGGAGCCAGCAGAGGAUAGCCAGUCAGGAAGCACGACAACAGAGUCUCCUGAAGGGGCGGAGCCAGCAGAGGAUAGCCAGACAGAAAGCACAUCAAUAGGCUCUCCUGAAGGGGUGGAGCCAACAGGAGAAAGCCAGAGAAUAAUAGGAAGUAACUCUGGCAAUGUGGAGAAAUUUGCCAAAGAUACAAAGAUCGAGGUAAUUCUGCUCGAUGAAGCCGCGGGGGGCUGUUCUUCCUCCUGUGAAUUGCUUGGAGAAGAUUUGGCAGAUAAAGGACUGUUCUAUGCUGUGACUCCCCUUCCAUGGUGCCCCCACCUCGACUUGGUGCUCCCUGUGCCUUCCACCGGCCUGAACGUGCUGGAGCCCUGCAUGGCUUGCGGCAGCCAGGCUGAAAACUGGGUCUGUCUGAUUUGUUACAAGGUUUGCUGUGGCCGCUACAUUAAUCGGCACAUGGUAGCCCACAACUCAGAAUCGGGGCAUCCCCUGGUGCUUAGCUUUGAAGACCUCUCUGUCUGGUGCUAUGGAUGCCAAGCCUACGUCCACCACCCCACUCUCUUUGAUGCCAAGAGCCAAGCUCACAAGGAGAAGUUUGGCACAGGCCUGACUGUAGCUUUCUGAUGCACAAUUCCUUUGUCGGGAGGACCCGAAGACAACUGCAGCACAAUCGACCAUCCUGUCAUUUGACCUCGAUAAACUGGCCCAGAUGCUUCAAGGGCUCUCUCAGUGCCAAAACGUCGACGACCACCAGCAGCCGUGAAUCGCCAGCAGCCCUCGCUGCUUCCAGCGGACGCAGGAUUGUCGUCUGUCCAUCUUACGUCCCAGUUCACAAGUGAUGCAUUCCAAAACCAGGCAAUACCAAACUGGCUGCAGCGGAGAACACUUCCAGCCAGUGGCUGCUUCUCCCAGCGCCAAAGUAGCACCGGUGCAAUCUUCCUGGAAGAGCUGAACGUGUGAUUCUGCUUGCCCUUCCUGUGUCUGACGGCAGCCCUUUCUUUUCCCCACCCCAUGGCUGUGUAUUUCACUCAGUCACUCCCUCCUGAUAGCACGGUAGCUGUGAGCUCAGCUGGGUACCUUCCCCCAUUAAUACAUCCGAAAAGAAUUGCAACGAAUGGGGGGAGCCUAACUUGUGCAAGUGGAUUUCUUCCCUACAUGGCAAAUGAGCUGGCUGCAAGAGGUUUGGAUCUAGGCGGCUUGGCAUAUAAUCUUCUGCAGGAGAAGAGGGUCCUCCUAAGUCGGAGGCUAUGACUGCCAAAUAUAUAUAGUUGGUGGCAGUUUUUUCUGUUUGUGUGAAGGUCCUGUGCUGUGUGUGUGUGUGUUCCCGCGUGCAGCCGGAAAUGUGCACGUUUCUGGAAAGAAUGAGAUCUGCAAGAGCGGCUUCUCCUCCGGCCUGACAAAUCAUAGUUCUGAGGCUAAACACUCGCAUGUCCCCUGCCGAUUGAUAGGGAAUCCAAACCACACAGGGAGCCACGAUGGGGGCGAGGAAUGGUUCCAAGCCCAGUAUGGCACCAGACAGGCAGUAGCACUGACAGGUGUAAAAUAACCCCCCCCC
This is a messenger RNA of Eublepharis macularius, 4468 nucleotides long. RefSeq names its product histone deacetylase 6 (gene HDAC6). NCBI's taxonomy places the organism in Eukaryota, Metazoa, Chordata, Lepidosauria, Squamata, Eublepharidae. The record is from RefSeq and is a predicted model, not a curated record. Gene Ontology annotation, cellular component: histone deacetylase complex. Bases 91 to 3537 code for a protein of 1148 amino acids. Gene Ontology annotation, biological process: chromatin organization. Gene Ontology annotation, molecular function: zinc ion binding; histone deacetylase activity. The transcript has 29 exons.